CUGGGUCGUAUAUGUUGAACAGUGAGGAAUGGCGUGUGACACUUAUCGUUGAUCUCGCCUCCAAAUUUUUAUUAAAACCUGUGUACGCAAAUCGUGAUUUGUCGAAGACAGUGCCCUUACAAAAUGAUCGUCACUCCGAGGCACAGAGGUUAACUUUCGUUACCGUGUUUGUGGGACAAUGAUUGCCGUUCCGUAAGUGUGUACAACUCUUGCCGAAAGGGAGUCGCUUAGACGCGACGACGGUCGAGAGUAAUGAAAAACCUCAAUGUCGACUUGAAACGCUUCUACGUUCUCGGCAUUUUCAUUUCAACGUGCAUAACCACGAUUGCGAGUUCCCCGGCGAGGAUAAAACCGUCGACGGUCGCAGACGUUAUCGCCAGCGACCGUGAUGUCUGCGAUUCUACGAAGGUUCUGUUUAAUUCUAGUCUAGCAGAGACAUGUAGGGAUGUGGAAUAUCCUUUAAAGAAACUUCCAUUGAUUGGUAGAACAGUGGACACGUUUCUGUGUUUGGGGAUUUAUGACACAAGCUACCUUAUGUGUAAACUAAACGAUACCGACGCCCACCUGGCGGAGAUUGGGAAAGAAUUUGACAGCAAAUUCAGUAAAACAACGAAGAAAAUCUCACUCCAGGAUGUUUGUUCCGCCUUGGCGACGAGUUCUCAACCUAAGUACAACAAGACGUUAAACGAGGUUGUAGAGCUUAACCGGUGGUUGCACAAUGUGACGGAAUGUGAGCGGUUAUGUACCAACUUGGACUCCACGAUGAACCCAUUGUGUGUAUUAUUACUGUGGAGUAGACAGUUCGUAGGACAGGUGCAACUCCCUCGGAAAGAGAGCAAAGAAGCAAGCGUAGCAGAGAAGGUCGACGAGAACUUAACUCACGAGACGAAGCAAAGUAGUCAAACCGAGAGUCAGCCUGUUUCGACGAUUCAACAUGUCGCUAAUAAUGGAACUUUGCAACAACUAAAUACUACCGUUCGGCAGGAAAAUUUGUCCAACACGGCACAGCCACUAGCAGAUAGUAAUAAAUUACAGAGUGUAGAAACUUCACACGUUGCCGAUGUUAAUAAUUCUAAUAAAGAACAUGCAGCGGUAGAACAAAUUAAACUUACCACCGUGGGUCCAACGGUCCCUCCAAGUAAAAAUAAAAACCCUCAAUCUUCUCCUAAAAAGAUACCCAUGCAAAAGAAAAUGGAAGACCCUGUAAGUAUUCCGAGUGGGGUACAGGAACCGUCGGGAAAUGGAAAGAAUUCAAAGACCAAGAGUCAAGAGACCAGCACACUUUCUGAUAACACUCAAGAUCAAGAGGAAUUACCGAAUCAGCAGGAUUAUAAUCACGAUGAUGAUAAUCCAUUGGAUUUAAGUACUGAUAAUCACAAUCAGUUGGAGACAUCGGAGCAGAGAGAGAUCCUGCCCUUUCAUACAAUGAGGGUGGAGGAAGACUCCCACUUUUUUGCGUACUUUACAGUCAUCUCCGUACUUUGUAUAUGUGGAUACAUUGGUUAUCAUAAUAAGCAAAAGAUUCUAGCCAUUGCUCUGGAAGGACGAAGGGGCAAGAGUGGACGGGGCAGACGAAGACCGAGCACAGCCAGCUAUCGCAAGUUAGAUUGUACACUGGAAGAAGCAGUCACCUCGCAGUGCAACUCCAAUGUCACACACGUAAUUUAUUAAUGCACAGUACUUCACAGCGAGUCCCACGAUUACUGUAUCAUAGCAUUACAGGUGUAAGGUGUUUUGUAUUUAUAUGUGUUUCUUCUGUAGUGACGUUUCGAUUCUUCACACACACGACACUCGUUCCACCUGUAUACAUUGAGUUGGUUUCUCGCAGAUUGGAACUUGUCGAUUCUCAAUGUUCGUAGCACCACAUUCUCUUUAUCAGGAAAUAAUUUACACGUUUAAUCGUAACAUCGUCUUAAUUGUGUCCGUCUACUUUUGGCAUCCAGUGUUAGACGGGUCAGAAUAUUUUUCUAUUUAAAAGGUGUUUUAAAGCAACGAAAGCCUGCCUUAUUCCAGUUAGUUGUGGAAGGUGUCUUCGCUGCUUUCGUUCACUCGUAUUAUGUCAAACGCGGUCGCACAGAAGGACUGUCAACUAUUUAUUUAUAUAAAUAACGUGGAACCUCGAAGCUCGAGAUCAUUCUUGUAAUGAAUAAGGUAGAUUAAGUUCGCGAAAUGUGCUUAUCCUUGUCAAACUGAAAUCAACUUCGUGGCAGAGUCACGCUUAAACGGGGACUAUUACGUAAAAUCUUACUAAUUUGCUCUUAGGAAUAAUAUCUGUAAAUUAUGUUACGAUUUCUACGCUAAUAAAUGCUAAAUGGAAAUUUA
Molecule: messenger RNA, 2322 nt
Organism: Orussus abietinus
Lineage: Eukaryota; Metazoa; Arthropoda; Insecta; Hymenoptera; Orussidae
Product: trans-Golgi network integral membrane protein 1-like
Exons: 3
Coding region: 253-1671 (472 amino acids)
Source: RefSeq, a predicted model, not a curated record